AUGGAUAAUGUAGAUAAAAGUUGGAUGCAUCUCCUUAGAUGGACGGAUGAGUAUAUCCGUGGAGUGAAUGAUUUCCUUGAUAAGGCAUUUGAACGAGCUUCCCAUGGAAAUGAAAUAUUAUGCCCUUGCACAAAAUGCAUUAAUCGCUAUUGGAAUUAUAGAAAUAUGGUGGAGGAUCACUUGGUCAUUAAUGGCUUUUUUGAUGGUUACACCGAAUGGGUUUUCCAUGGUGAAGGGUUUUCCUCUAGAAUUAUACCACGUCAAAGCAAUAAUGAUGAAGGUUCUAACAUGCGUGAUGAUAUUGAUGGAUUACUUCAUGAGACAUUCAGAAAUGUAGAAGGCGAGCCGGUACAACAAGAAGGGAUGAGAGAGGCUCUAUCUGAAGAUGCUAAGAGAUUUUUUAAAUUAUUAGAGGAAGGGAAACAAGAAUUAUAUCCAGGGUGUGAAAACUUCAAUAAACUGAGUUUCACCAUCCGGUUGUACUUGUUUAAGUCUUUGCAUGGGUUGAGUAAUGUAGCCUUUUCAGACUUGUUAGAGUUGCUAAAAGAGGCAUUUCCCUUUGCUAAGCUGCCAGAAUGGAAAAGUUCUAAUCGUGCCUUGACAAAUGCAAGUUCUAAAGUUCCUGCAAAGGUUUUAAGGUACUUUCCCUUGAAGCCUAGGCUUCAAAGGAUAUUCAUGUGUCCUGAAACAGCUAUUGCAAUGAGAUGGCAUGCUAAUGAACGACCUAAUGAUGAGAAUUUGAGGCAUCCUGCUGAUGGAGAAGCUUGGAAGGAUUUUGAUUCACUACAUGCCGACUUCUCCAAAGAUCCACGUAAUGUUAGGUUGGGUCUUUCAAGUGAUGGUUUCAACCCAUUUCGAACCAUGAGCAUUUCUCAUAGCACGUGGCCUGUCAUGUUAAUGAAAUACAAUUUAUCACCAUGGAUUUGCAUGAAGCCAGAAUAUAUCAUGUUGUCAAUGAUCAUUCCAGGUCCUUCAUCUCCAGGAAAUGAUAUAGAUGUGUACUUACAACCACUUAUUGCAGAAUUGAAGGAACUAUGGGAAACUGGGAUAGAAACAUAUGAUGCUGAGACAAAGCAAACAUUUCAAAUGCGUGCAGCUUUGUUGUGGACAGUUAGUGAUUUUCUAGCAUUAGCUAUGCUUUCAGGAUGGAGCACCAAGGGGAGGUUGUCAUGCCCCACUUGUAAUUAUGACACAUGCUCUCUAUAUCUCAAACACAGUCAUAAGAUGUGUUAUAUGGGCCAUCGAAGAUUUUUGCCUCAUGAUCAUCCUUUGCGAAAAGAUAAGAAGUCAUUUGAUGGUAAGAAGGAACAUAGACCUGCACCUACUCCUUUGUCGGGUGUAGAAGUGGUUCAAGAGCUGCUUGAAUUCAAUAAUGUUUUUGGAAGGGCAAAAAGAAAAGACCUCGGGAUAACAAGGGUUGUUGUUACAAAGACGUUUCCCAAGAGUGUUUCAUUGGCCUUGAUUAGGUUGGGUAAUUUUUUUAGAGCUAUCUGUAGUAACGUCAUAAGGCCAAGAGAUCUUGAAAAAAUGAACUCUGAAAUUGUUGAAAUAAAUUGUGAGCUUGAAAAGAUUUUUCAUCCAACAUUUUUCGAUAUAAUGCCACAUUUGCCUAUUCAUUUGGUGAAUGAAAUUAAGCUUGGGGGUCCAGCUCAUCUUCGUUGGAUGUAUCCCAUUGAGAGGAACUUAUGUAAAUACAAGGCAUUUGUUCGUAAUCGAUCUUCUCCAGAAGCAUCGAUAGCAGAGGGAUUUUUGGAAGAAGAGUGUUUGAUUUUUUGUUCAAGAUACCUACAUGACAGUGUGAAGACAAGAUUCAGUAGAUACCCAAUUGUAGAUGAUGAGUGCCCUCAAAAUUUGUCAUCCAUAUUCCCUGUUAUAGGCCAUCCAAUUGGAAGUAAGAAGAAAAAUACUUUUCACAUGGAUCCACAGUUAUGUAAUGAAGCACACGAUAUGCUCUGUUCAAUACUGAAGAUGAACAAGGAACAUAAGAAUUUAAUUGGUAAUCGCAGUAGAUUAAAUGCAUGGGAAAGAGCAAGAAAUCAUAGUCGGGAAUUCAACAAUUGGUUUGCUGAGAAAGUUAAAAAUAUUGAAGUGCCCGAUUAUGUAAGAUGGCUAGCUAAAGGGCCUAAUGCGGUCGCCAAAAGAUAUACUGCAUAUUUCAUUAAUGGAUACCGAUUUCAAACUGUAGAACGAGAUUCUCGAUGCAAGACUCAACAUAGUGGAGUGACUUUAUCAGCAACAACCGAUAGCUUUGCUAGCUCUAGGGACCAAAAUCCCAUCGAUGGUGAGGUUUUCUAUUAUGGAGCUAUUCGGGAUAUCAUUGAGAUUGAUUAUUGGGGUUGUUUUAGUGUUGUACUAUUUAGAUGCAACUGGGUUCGUAAUGAAAUAGAUGAAUAUGGGUUAACCCGUGUGUACUUUAAGAAAUUAUGUAGUACAGAUGACCCUUUUGUGUUAGCAUCACAAGUUUAUCAAGUUUUUUAUGUGGAGGAUCCUGUUGAGAAAGAUGUUUAUUAUGCAAGGAAUAAAGUCCCUGUUGAUUUAUAUGAUUUAGAGGAAGAGAAUUGCCCCAAUAUUGAAGACGCAUUUUGGAGGGAGCCUAAUGAUGACAUUGGUUCCUUAAGCGGAUUAGUUGAUGUUGACGUUGGAUGCUCAAGAAACGAUGUACCCGUUGAUGUCAUUGAUAUUCCAUCUAAUGCACAACAUUCAAAUGAUACAAUUAUAGAAACAUCGGAAGAGGAGAAUGAGUUUGAUGAUACUGAGUGGGACUGGAUGGAAUCAGAUGAUUAA
Molecule: messenger RNA, 2784 nt
Organism: Nicotiana attenuata
Lineage: Eukaryota; Viridiplantae; Streptophyta; Magnoliopsida; Solanales; Solanaceae
Exons: 4
Coding region: 1-2784 (927 amino acids)
Source: RefSeq, a predicted model, not a curated record